Molecule: messenger RNA, 1026 nt
Organism: Rhodofomes roseus
Lineage: Eukaryota; Fungi; Basidiomycota; Agaricomycetes; Polyporales; Fomitopsidaceae
Product: mitochondrial carrier
Exons: 4
Coding region: 1-1026 (341 amino acids)
Biological process (GO): mitochondrial transmembrane transport
Source: RefSeq, a predicted model, not a curated record
AUGGACCCGUUUCAAGCAAAGCUCACCGCUGCCGCGACUGGCGCGACGCUUACCGCCCUUACGAUGACCCCGUUCGAUGUGGUGAAGACGCGGCUGCAGACACAACCACGCGCGUCACCACAAGCUCUGUUCCCGACACCUCCGCCAGGUAUGUGCUGCCAGCCCGCAACAAAACAAGUGUCCUGCGUACGGCGGAUGUCCUCGCUAGCUCCAGCAUUAGAAGGGGAGGUUGUAUGCGUAUGGGAUCAUGGUAUCCUCCGGCAAGAGCGAGUCACUGGUUUUUUGGACGCUAUACGGCACGUCAUCCGUGCGGAGGGCGUCACUGGGCUGUGGAAGGGUGCAGGGACGACACUAGUCAUUGGCGUCCCGUCCUCAACAGCCUACAUGCUCACAUAUGACCACCUUCUCAACGUCACACUCCCACCAUUACUUCCCGCUCCCGCUGUGCCCCUCUUCUCUGGGAUGCUCGCUCGAACAGCCGUCUCCUCCUUCAUGUCUCCCCUCGAACUCGUCCGCACCAACCUCCAGUCGACACCACUAUCCCCCGACAACCCACAUACCCUCCGGUCUGUCCUUACGUCCGUGCAUGCCCUCACGCGUGCCCACGGUAUCAAUUACCUAUAUCGGGGGCUCGGGCCGACGCUAUGGAGGGACGUGCCAUUCAGCGGACUGUAUUGGGCGGGCUACGAGACGUACAAGUCUGCGUUUGCACGCGAGGGUUACGCAGGACCGCAAGUCGCCUUCGCGAGUGGUGCGAUCAGCGGGACGACGGCGGCACUGCUGACGUCUCCGUUUGACGUGCUCAAGACGAGGAGACAGGCGGUGUCGAUGCAAAUGCACUCAGGCAAAACCGCGACGUUCCCGUUGAUGGUGGAUAUCAUUCGGAAUGAGGGUAUUACUGCGCUAUACGCUGGCAUUCUCCCCCGGGUAGUCAAGAUUGCGCCUGCAUGUGGUAUUAUGAUCGGUUGCUUCGAGGGUAUUGGCAAAUUCCUCGCCAUGCGCGAAGAGGACCCACGACAUGUGUAG